This is a messenger RNA of Micropterus dolomieu (smallmouth bass), 5035 nucleotides long. RefSeq names its product phosphatidylinositol-binding clathrin assembly protein-like. The record is from RefSeq and is a predicted model, not a curated record. The transcript is spliced from 19 exons. Bases 694 to 2424 code for a protein of 576 amino acids. Gene Ontology annotation, biological process: synaptic vesicle budding from presynaptic endocytic zone membrane; clathrin-dependent endocytosis; clathrin coat assembly. Gene Ontology annotation, cellular component: synaptic vesicle; clathrin-coated vesicle; extrinsic component of presynaptic endocytic zone membrane. Lineage: Eukaryota; Metazoa; Chordata; Actinopteri; Centrarchiformes; Centrarchidae. Gene Ontology annotation, molecular function: clathrin heavy chain binding; phosphatidylinositol-4,5-bisphosphate binding; 1-phosphatidylinositol binding.
GAUGCAGCCAGCGCGGGGUGCUGUGUGGAUCAGAGAGGUGUUUGCUGUCGGAUCUCUGCGCACAUUCCGAGGAGAAACCGGGCGAAGAAGACGGGAAAAAAGGGAAAGGACAAUGCUGGGUCGUCUCUGAAAAAUUAGUCUUCAGUCGUAGGGGAUGCCGCAUAGAUCUGAUAAUAAUCACCGGUAGUCCUUCGAUUAUUGCCAUCGUUAUUUCGGAUUCAGCCGGUAUCUCAGCCUUGGCAGCGGCUAUUUCAGGGAUACAGCUUAGGCUACUGUACAUUGUCUUAUAUUCGCCUAUUAUCCCAAGCUGCUUUUGAUGCUCUGAAUAGAUGCCUACAUUGAUUUUCAGCAUAUUUACAUAGGCUAAUAUCUUACUUUCUGCAGCUGGCUCAUCUUGAUGCCGUCGACUGAAUACAGAGAGCUUCCCUGGAUGUGACCGUCUUAUGUUUUAUUUGGCCGCCGCAUGAAUUCUCCCACCGGAUCCUCGCCGGUGUACGCUGCUGUCCUCCUCCUCCUCCUCCUCCACCUCCACUUGCUCAGACGGCCGAUUCUCGCAGAGGGCACUACCCUCCUCCCUGCCGCUAAAGACAUUUUGAACGUCCUCCCCGGAUCCCCCCACCCGGACUCGACCAUCACUCCGCCUGCUUCCUCGUCCACCACCACCACCACCACCUCCUCCUCCUCCUCAGUAACAUGUCGGGACAGUCUUUGACGGACCGGAUCGCCGCCGCGCAGCACAGCAUGACCGGGUCUGCCAUCAGCAAAGCCGUCUGCAAGGCCACGACGCAUGAAGUCAGCGGACCCAAGAAGAAACACCUUGACUACCUGAUCCACUGCACCAAUGAGCUGAACGUCAGCAUCCCCCACCUGGCAGACACACUGCUGGAGCGCACAGCCAGCAACAGCUGGAUAGUGGUUUUCAAAGCGCUCAUCACCACACACCACCUCAUGAUGUACGGCAACGAGAGAUUGAUGCAGUACCUUGCCUCCAGAAACACGCUCUUCAACCUCAACAACUUUCUCGAUAAGGCUGCACUACAAGGGUAUAACAUGUCAACUUUCAUCAGACGCUACAGCCGCUACCUGAAUGAAAAAGCCAUGUCUUACAGACUAGCAGCAGUGGACUUUACCAAGAUGAAGAGAGGGGCUGACGGCGUGAUGCGCACCAUGAACACAGAGAAGCUGAUUAAGACUCUGCCCACCAUUCAGAACCAGCUGGAUGCACUGCUAGAUUUCCAGCCUAACUCCAACGAGCUGACCAAUGGGGUGAUCAACACAGCUUUCAUGUUGCUGUUUAAAGACUCCAUACGGCUGUUUGCUGCUUACAACGAAGGGGUCAUAAACAUGCUGGAGAAAUACUUUGACAUGAAGAAGAACCAGUGCAAAGAAGCUUUGGAGAUCUACAAGACAUUCCUCAACAGGAUGACCAAACUGUCCGAGUUUCUCAGAGUGGCAGAGCGAGUUGGGAUAGAUCAGGGCGACAGCCCCGAUCUCACACAGGCACCCAGCUCUCUCCUGGAGGCUCUGGAGCAGCAUCUAGCCUCUCUGGAGGGCAGGAAGCUCAAGGACCUCUCCACCGCCAGCAGAUCCAGCACCUUGUCCAGUGCAGUGUCCUCUCUCUCCAGCACUGGGAUCUCUCUCAGCCGUAUGGACGACAAAACAGAAGACAACAGACUGCAGCAACACAAGGAGGACGGUCAUAAGGUGAUCGACAUUCAGACACCCAAUGUCUCACCCAGCACCCAGUCAGUGGGCAGUGCCAACAGCAGCGGAGGUGCCACAGAUCUCUUCUCCAACUCACCCAUCGUACCCGUUAACAACCAUGUGCCAAACCUGACCAGUGAGCUGUUCACCCUGCAGCCUAACUUCACCCCCAUCCAGACCACACACACUGUGCCCAACAAUAACAAUGCCUGGGGAGGUGACCUGCUAAAGCCAGCCCCACCCACUCACAUUCACAGCCCCGGAGCCCCUUUGCACUCUGGGAAAAUGCUGCCCAAUGAUUUGGACUCUUCAUUAGCCAACCUCGUUGGUAAUCUGCAGUUUGGGGGGAACCCUGCUAAAAAGCCGGAGCUCCAGUGGAGUCAGCUGGUAGAGAAGAAGCCAACAGGAGGAAGUAGCUGGCAGUCAAAGACCAUGUGCACCAGCACCAACUGGACUCACACCACCCAUCCCAUGGCACCUGCACCCAUGCCCGUCCCUCAGAUGAAUGGGAUGAUCUAUACUGGCUAUGCUCCAGCCCCAGUGGCUUUUCCUAUGACGACACCCCAAGUGCCUGUGUAUGGAAUGCUCCCUCCUCAGAUGAGUCAUCAGAUGGGGGGCGUUCCCAUGAUGCCCCCACAAACUGUCAUGUACAACCAGCCUGUCCUAAGACCCACCAAUCCCUUUGGACCCAUCCCGGGGACACAGAUGCACUUCAUGUAGGGAUGAUGUGGUAACCAUGGCAGCAAAGCAGAGAGAGGGAAGGCGAGAGGAAAGAGAUGGAGAGAAAGAAGUCGAAGAAAACAAAUCCAGAACCAAAUCCAGUGCCGAAGGAAGAAAGAAGAGGACAGAGAGGACGAGGGAGGGGAGAGGAAGACGGAGCGAGGACCAGAGGACGGAUAAAAGAAGAAAUGCUGAUGUCUGUUUUCAUGUCGCCUGACCCUCUAAUCUCCUCUCCUCUCUCCAUGUGGCUACUGAUCUCUCUGUCUUUGAAUCUAUUUUGCCGGGGCACCACAGGCUCCACAUCAUCCCACUCAUCCUCUGUUUGAUUUGCCAAUUCAAGCUGCGAUUACGACCUGUGAUGACUGACAGCUCUAUGGAAGUGCAGAAGCUCGGUUGCCACUUCCAGACCUCCUCGCCCCCAAUAAUUUCGUGUAUAAAAACAUACCCACUUCCCUCUCCAUCCCACAACUGAAUCAAACUCGGAGGACACACACACGUCUCUUUCAACGAUUGGAUUGUUUGCUGGCACUUUACUCAGUGUGAACUUUGCCAAGGCUUUAUGUUUGUGAGAUUUUAGCAUCUUGUUCGGAGUGGUUCCCGGUCUGCGUGUCCUCCAUCACCUGAUGUCAGAUGUAAUUGGUUUGAAUGCGUGUAUGUCCCUUUUUCUACAUUUCAAUGUGCUGCAUUAACAUUACCGUUUGAGUCUUUUUAUGAGCUCUAUUUGUUCUUAAUUGCCAACUUCACAUUAAGAAUCCGGCGUGGAACGAUAACUUUUGCGGGCGCGCUUGUGUGUGAGUGGAUGGACAUGGCUGUGUAGGGCAUGUAAUGUAUGCGUUUCUCUCUUGGUACCUGAUGUCAUUGCUGUGUUGCCAGGUACCAAUGUGUUACUGCACUGGAACUAACUGACGAAAGCACUGAGCCAGACCCAGGCAUCGCAUUUGGAUGUAAACAAACCUCUUACACUAACUUUGCUACUUGGGGACGUGCUGUACACACUGUGUAUUUUGUUCUUUUUUUGGCUCCUCUACAGCUGUGCAAUAUCAUGCAAUCCCGUUAUUUUUUUUUACCCCCUCCCAUCUGUAAACUGUUUAGAAGCUGUUUCCUGCUGUAGUGUUGUACUUCUUGUGUCUACAUCAGGUUUCUGUACAGAAUGCAGUUACAUUUUUUUCCAUUUUAUAACCUUUCCUCUCCUAACUCCUGUUCUGUUAUACCCGUACUGCUCUAAAAGUAGUGAAAAAUGCACUGACAGCCAGAUAGAAAAGUGACUGCAUAUUAGUAAGGAGGUGAUUCACAGUCUUGCUAAUCAGAAAUGGUCUAACUCCCUGUAUGAUGUCGUGAGCAUCCGUCCUGUCCAAAAUGAGUCCUUUACACUCCUUAAAAAACUACUGGAUAAGCGUAAUUACUGCAGCAUAUGUCUCACCUUUCCUUGGAGGAAUUAAAGACAUGUGUAACACACAGAGGGAUUUGUUAAUGUAGUGACAGGACGGCUAAAGGUCAUUCACAGGAGUCAAAUGAGGACCAGACUAAUGUCUGUUGAUCACGACCCUAGUAAUGCCUGCAGGGACGACAUACAGACUAAUUCGGACAGCCAGAGAUGGGAUGCUUUAAUGAGACGUUAAAUGUUAAUAUGGCUUUUCUGACAGAUCCAAGUUCAAGUUAGACCCACAGACAGACAUAUAUAGCACAAACCUUUGAAGAGGGGACAACGCUCUGCUGCACAAAAACCUAAAAUCAUUGCUGGGAUGUACAGUUGAAAGGGGCAAUAAUCAAUUGGGGAUGAAGUUGUUUUCUAUUGAUUGUCUGUUCUAUGUACAUGUACUGUAUGUUUGUUUGUGUGCACAUGCCUUCCCAUAGAGAUAAACAGGGUCAUGUUCCUCGGUUAGAGAUGAAAGGUCUCUAGUGAGCUGGUAGCCUAUACUAACGUAGCAGUGAGUGUUAUUGUGAAUGUGUCUCAGUCUCCAUCUGUACAACCCGACAUCAAAUUAAGGUGGCUCUAGGAUCGCUCAUCCGCUGAAAAACGCAAAAAAGAUCAAACCGAAAGCCCCAAGUCAUCAGAGCUGGAGUCUCAAAGCAAACCUUUCCAGCCAACUGGAGCUGCACAUCCUGCUGGCGGUUCCUAAAAAAAAUCGCCAGAGCAUCACGACUGUGCGGUGGCGUAUCGUAUCGUCUCCCUUGAACUGUAACCGCUGGCUACGCAAAAAGCAACCUCCCUGCAGCUACAACUGUACUACCAGCAGAGCGAGAACUCAGUGUUAGAAAUCGUCACCAAGCAGGCAGAUAUUCUCUGAGGUUUCUAAAUAAGAGGCCAGCUGACAUUUGGAUAUCUCCUUUGGAAAGUUCUUGUUUCACUCGCCACCAUCACUCGUCGUUCCAGUGGUUUGUCUUUCUCCGUCAGCUGAAUGCUCUUUUCAUUGUGCACUUCACUCCCACAACGCAGCUCGAUCCAUCCUGGGCCAACCUCUGACUGUUACUGUGUCCUCUGUAUAUAGGUAAUGCCGUUCAUGUGUUUUUAGACGUGCUCUCUCUGUAAAGUGAUCGAAGCCCCAUUGGAUGACGUACUGUACGUGGGACAAUUUAUUGCUGUAUCUGUGUUUGAAUGGUUGUAUUUUGA